AUGGCUCAAUGUCCAGAUGGGGCAGAAGCCCGGAUCCCACAGACGGGCUGGUGCAUUCAAAGCACAACUCAUCCGCCAGGCAAGCGUGUUUGGACGGAGCGUACGGGGUUCUCAACAGCCCGCGCCCAUAACUCGACUGAGGCUACACGGCUGUUGCUCGAUGUCGGUGGGCAUAAGACCACUGCAUGCCAUGCUCCAUGCUCCGUGGAUUCUCCAUUCUCCCGCAAAUAUGGUGAAGCGUUACAACGUACAAAGUAUGCUUUUUGGUCGUGUGGUGGCGCCAGCGAGAAACGAAGCAAUAAGACGGAGGACAUGGAGAGUCCGAGUCACACCCAAGCUGACAGGCAAAAUGUGUAG
Molecule: messenger RNA, 357 nt
Organism: Sporothrix schenckii 1099-18
Lineage: Eukaryota; Fungi; Ascomycota; Sordariomycetes; Ophiostomatales; Ophiostomataceae
Exons: 2
Coding region: 1-357 (118 amino acids)
Source: RefSeq, a predicted model, not a curated record